GUUGGCUGUGGUUUGGAGGUGCCGGGAGCAGGAAGCUCCUCGCAGGCAGCCACCACCUCCCUGCUGCGCCCCGCAGCCGGCAGAGGCCUCGCGCUUCCCCCGGCCCCGGCACUUCCUCCCCGGGUGCUUCCGCCCGCAGCGCCCCGGGCGCGGCACCGGUGCUGGCCAUGGGCAGGGGCUGAUGGCGGCCAUGUCCCGGCACAAGGCGAGGCGCAAGGGCGGUGCCCGCGAGCGGGUCUUCGGCUGCGACCUCCUGCAGCUGCUGCAGCGCUCGGGGCAGGAGGUGCCGCAGGUGCUGAGGAGCUGCACCGAGUUCGUGGAGCAGCACGGGGUGGUGGAUGGGAUCUACCGGCUCUCCGGGGUGUCCUCCAACAUCCAGCGGCUGCGGCAGGAGUUCGAGAGCGAGCGCUGCCCGGACCUGCGCAGGGACAUUUACCUGCAGGACAUCCACUGCGUGAGCUCCCUGUGCAAAGCCUAUUGCCGGGAGCUGCCCAACCCGCUGCUCACCUACCAGCUCUACCACAAGUUCGCUGAUGCGGUGGGCACCCAGCUGGAGGGAGCUCGCUUGGUGAAGAUCAAGGAGGUGCUGAAGGAGCUGCCCGCACCCCAUUAUAGGACCCUGGAGUUCCUGAUGCGGCACCUCCUGCGCAUGGCAGCGCACAGCACCCGCACCAACAUGCACGCCAGGAACCUGGCCAUCGUGUGGGCCCCCAACCUGCUGCGGUCCAAGGAGAUCGAAGCGUCGGGGUUCAACGGCACCGCGGCGUUCAUGGAGGUGCGCGUCCAGUCCAUUGUGGUGGAGUUCAUCCUGACCCACGUGGAGCAGCUCUUUGGGGAUGCUCCCCUCCAGGCAGCAGCCGAGAGCCCCCAGCGGUCCCUGCUGCUGGCCGGGGGGGGGCAGCCGCCACCGUACCAUGUGCCGGCGGCGCUGAGCCAGGGCGAUGGCCCCCCCCCGAUCCGGCCCUACCACACCAUCAUCGAGCUGAGCGAGCACAGGAGGAAGGGCUCCCUCAAGGCCAGGAACUGGAGAUCCAUUUUCCACCUGGGCCGCUCCAGCCACGAGCCCAAGCGCAAGGUGAAGGCGCCGCAGGAGCGAGAGGCCAAGGGCGGCGCGAGGAGCCUGCGGCCGGCCAAGAGCAUGGACUCGCUCAGCGCCGUGCCCCCCGGCAGCGAUGGCGCAGGGGACCCUUGUCCGGAGGAGCCGCCCCCGGGGAAGCCGCCGCAGCGCCGGGAGAGCUUCGAUGCGUGCCCGGUGCCCCCGGGGCGCUGCCGGGAGCCGGGCGAGGGCCGGGAGGAGCCCCCGGAGCAGGCGCAGGGCGAGGGCAGCGCCCGCUCGGAGCCCAGCACCCCCCGGGCCGGGCGCAGCCGAGCCCAGAGGGGAGCCGAGCUCCACAUCUCGGUGCCUUUGUCCGUCACCGUCCCCCUGCGCAUCGCAGCCAACCUGGCCCGGCUGCCCCGGGCGCUGCCCUGCCCCGAUGCCGGCGGGGAGGCUCCAGAGCCGGGGCCCCCGUCCCCCGCGGCCCGGAGCCGCCUCUCCAUGGAGCUCCGGGAUUCCUUCGCCUUCCUGGAUAGCCCCGAGCCCUGGCUGGAGGGAGCCGGGGAGGGGGAGCUGGCGCCGGGCACGGCCGGGGAGGGAGAGGGGAUGGCAGGAACCGAGGACGGGAUGGAGAGCGGGUGCAUGAACGUGAGCGGCCAGCGGAGGGCUCGGGAGGACAUGGAUGGGAUGGACACAGUGGGGAUAGAGGUGUGA
Messenger RNA from Neopsephotus bourkii (Bourke's parrot), 1750 nucleotides. It is a transcript of the gene ARHGAP30, whose product is annotated as Rho GTPase activating protein 30. The transcript has 11 exons. The coding region runs from base 182 to 1750 and encodes 522 amino acids. Gene Ontology annotation, biological process: small GTPase-mediated signal transduction. The record is from RefSeq and is a predicted model, not a curated record. Gene Ontology annotation, molecular function: GTPase activator activity. NCBI's taxonomy places the organism in Eukaryota, Metazoa, Chordata, Aves, Psittaciformes, Psittacidae.